Messenger RNA from Malaclemys terrapin pileata, 8614 nucleotides. Its product is annotated as zinc finger protein 585A-like. NCBI's taxonomy places the organism in Eukaryota, Metazoa, Chordata, Testudines, Emydidae. The record is from RefSeq and is a predicted model, not a curated record. The transcript has 5 exons. Gene Ontology annotation, molecular function: RNA polymerase II cis-regulatory region sequence-specific DNA binding; DNA-binding transcription factor activity, RNA polymerase II-specific. Gene Ontology annotation, cellular component: nucleus. Bases 377 to 2932 code for a protein of 851 amino acids. Gene Ontology annotation, biological process: regulation of transcription by RNA polymerase II.
UGCAAUUUAGAUGGAAUGUGAUGAUGUGACUUCCUGCUUCUUAGCUCAUAACUCCUGCUCUCCUAAUAUGGCUGCAGACAAAGACCGUAGGCCUCACAAUAUGGCUACAGGAAAAGGCCUUAUUCUUACAGGAGCAAUCAGUGGAAUCCCUCAUUCACGGCAUCAGGAAGGGAAUUGCACUCGAUGCAGUAACUGGUCACAGGGAUGCGUGGCAGAGUCCAGAGCGUCUGUCUGCAGGGAGAGAGCCUGGGGGGAAUUGGGCUGUGACAUGCACUUAAGCCCCUUCUGAAACCGUCCCAAUCGCCCGAACAGGCUGAGGAAUCACAUCCAGAUUUCCCUCGAGAUCGUCCCGUCUUCCAGGGGAGAGGGAAGGGAAAUGGCUGUGAUGGAGUCAGCUCAGUUGUCGGUGAUCUUCGAGGAGGUGGCUGUGUAUUUCACCCAGGAGCAGGGAGCUCUGCUGGACCCCAGUCAGAGAGCCCUCUACAGGGAUGUCAUGCAGGAGAACUAUGAGAUGGUGACCUCGCUGGGAUUUCCCAUUCCCAAACCUGAACUGAUCUCCCACCUGGAACGAGGGGAAGAACUGUGGGUCCCGGAUCUCCAGGUCUGUGAGGAAAGAGAGAUCCUGAGAGGCAAUCGCACAGCAGGUGAUGAGACAGUGGAUGAGAAGAAGGAUGGGAAUCAUCAUGAGGAAGUUCCUGGGCAAAUGGAACCACAGGGGACCUUUGUGGGAAGAGCUGAAGGGAGUUUAUCCCAGUGCUUGGAAGAGGGAGAAGCCUGUGGAAAUUGGCCCAAGUCAGAGAGGCUACUGAAAAACCACCCAAGGAAGAAAGUGGAUGAAUCUAUUACAUGUGGGGGAGGAGAUAAGGAUCCCACAGCCCAGCAGACCAAUCCCAAGGAAGAGAAACCCUAUCAGUGCCUCAAAUGUGGAAAAGGAAUCAUUCUCCGAUCACCGAUUGUGACAUAUCAGACAAUCCAUACUGGAGGGAAACCCCUUCAAUGCUUGGCCCAUGGGGAAAGCUUCAGUAACUGCUCAGAUCUUAAUAACCAUGGGAAAAGCCACAUGGGAGCGAAACCCUAUCAAUGCCUCGAGUGUGGAAACUGUUUGAAUUGGAAGUCAGCAUUAAUUACACAUCAGAGAAUCCAUACAGAGGAGAGACCACACCAGUGCUUGGACUGUGGGAAAAGUUUCAUACAGAGGUCAGACCUUAUUAGACAUCAAGCAAUCCACACAGGAGAGAGACCCCAUAAGUGCUUGGAUUGUGGGAAAAGUUUCAUACAGAGGUCAGACCUUAUUAGACAUCAGGCAAUCCACACAGGGGAGAGACCCCAUAAGUGCUUGGAUUGUGGGAAAAGUUUCAUACAGAGGUCAAACCUUGUUAAACAUCAAGCAAUCCACACAGGAGAGAGACCACAUAAGUGUUUGAACUGUGGAAAAAAAUUCAUACGGAAGUCACACCUUGUUAAACAUCAGGCAAUCCACACAGGAGAGAGACCCCACAAGUGCUUGGACUGUGGGAAAAGUUUCAUACAGAGGUCACAACUUAUUAAACAUCAGGCAAUCCACACAGGAGAGAGACCCCACAAGUGCUUGGAAUGUGGGAAAAGUUUCACACAGAGAUCACACCUCAUUAAACAUGGGAGAAUCCACACAGGAGAGAGACCCCAUCAGUGUUUGGACUCUGGGAAAAAAGCUUUCAGAACCAGAUCAGCCCGUAUUAAACAUCAGGCAAUCCACACAGGAGAGAGACCCCACAAGUGCUUAGUCUGUGGAAAAAAUUUCAUAUGGAGGUCAGACCUUCUUAAACAUCAGGCAUUCCACACAGGAGAGAGACCCUACAAGUGCUUGGACUGUGGGAAAAGUUUCAUACAGAGGUCAGACCUUAUUAGACAUCAGGCAAUCCACACAGGAGAGAGACCCUACAAGUGCUUGGACUGUGGGAAAAGUUUCAUACAGAGGUCACACCUUAUUAAACAUAAAGCAAUCCACACAGGAGAGAGACCCCACAAGUGCUUGGACUGUGGGAAAAGUUUCAUACAGAGGUCAAACCUUGAUAAACAUCAAGCAAUCCACACAGGAGAGAGAACACAUAAGUGUCUGAACUGUGGAAAAAAUUUCAUACGGAGGUCAGACCUUGUUAAACAUCAGGCAAUCCACACAGGAGAGAGAGCACACAAGUGCUUGGACUGUGGAAAAAGUUUCAUACAGAGGUCAAACCUUAUUAAACAUAAAGCAAUCCACACAGGAGAGAGACCCCACAAGUGCUUGGACUGUGGGAAAAGUUUCACACAGAGAUCACACCUCAUUAAACAUGGGAGAAUCCACACAGGAGAGAGACCCCAUCAAUGUUUGGACUAUGGGAAACCUUUCAGAACCAGAUCUACCCGUAUUAAACAUCAGGCAAUCCACACAGGAGAGAGACCCCACAAGUGCUUGGACUGUGGGAAAAGUUUCAUGUGGAGGUCAGACCUUCUUAAACAUCAGGCAUUCCACACAGGAGAGAGACCCCACAAAUGCUUGGACUGUGGGAAAGGUUUCAUACAGAGGUCAGACCUUAUUAGACAUCAGGCAAUCCACACAGGAGAGAGACCCCACAAAUGCUUGGACUGUGGGAAAAGUUUCAUACAGAGGUCACACCUUAUUAAACAUAGAGCAAUCCACACAGGAGAGAGACCCCACAAGUGCUUGGACUGUGGGAAAAGUUUCAUACAGAGGUCACACCUUAUUAAACAUAAAGCAAUCCACACAGGAGAGAGACUCCACAAGUGGUUUGUCUGUGGAAAAAAUUUCAUAUGGAGGUCAGACCUUCUUCAACAUCAAGCAUUCCACACAGGAGAGAGACCCCAUGAGUACUUGGAGUGUGGGAAAAGUUUCAUACAGAAGUCAGACCUUAUUAAAUGUGGGAGAAUCCACACAGGAGCUAAACUUCUGUGACACUGGGAGAGAAAGAGUUUAGCAACUUGCAUGUAAUAGACCCAGUUCAACCUUGAGAGAUAUGUUAAAAAAGUGUGUCCAUGUUAGAUAAGCUUUAGCUUUGAAAUGUAAACUUAAGUUGUUAAAAACCUGGAAGAAGAUGGUAACUGUAGUCGUCUAUAGAAAGCAACAAAGAGUCCUUUGGCACCUUAUAGACUAACAGAAGUAUUGGAGCAUAAGCUUUUGUGGGUGAAUACCCACUUUGUCACACGCAUGUGGUGGAAAUUUCCAGAGGCAGGUAUAAAUAUGCAGGCAAGAAUCAGUCUAGAGAUAAUGAGGUUAGUUCAAUCAGGGAGGAUGAGGCCAUCUUCUAGCAGUUGAGGUAUGUACACCAAGGGAGGAGAAACUGCUUUUGUAGUUGCCUAGCCAUUCACAGUCUUUAUUUAAUCCUGAGCUCAUUGUGUCAAAUUUGCAAAUGAACUGAAGUUCAGCAGUUUCUCUUUGGAGUCUGGUCCUGAAGUUUUUUUGCUGCAGGAUCCCCUUGUAAAUUUACUAUUGUGUGUCCAGGGAGGUUGAUGUGUUCUCCUACAGGUUUUUGUAUAUUGCCAUUCCUAAUAUCUGACUUCUGUCCAUUUAUUCUUUUAUGUAGGGAUUGUCCAGUUUGGCGGAUGAACAUAGCAGAGGGGCAUUGCUGGCACACGAUGGUGUAUGUUACAUUGGUGGACGUACAAGUGAAUUAACCGCUGAUGUUGUGGCUGAUCUGGUUAGGUCCUGGGAUGGUGUCGCUGGUGUAGAUAUGUGGGCAGAGUUGGGAUUAAGGUUUGUUGCAUGCAUUGGUUGCUGAGUUAGAGUUACUAUGGUGCGGUGUGUGGUUGUUGGUGAGAAUAUGCUUAAGGUUGGUGGUUUGUCUGUGGGCGAGAACUGGCCUGCCUCCCAAGGCCUGUGAAAGCGAGGGAUUGUUGUCCAGGAUGGGUUGUAGAUCACUGAUGAUGUGUUGGAGAGGUUUAAGCUGAGGACUGUAGGUGAUGGCCAGUGGAGUUCUGUUGGUUUCUUUCUUGGGCUUGUCUUGCAGCAGGAGGCUUCUGGGUACACGUCUGGCUCUGUUGAUUUGUUUCCUUAUUUCCUCGUGCGGGUAUCAUAGUUUUGAUAAUGCUUGGUGAAGAUCUUAUAGGUGUUGGUCUGUGUCUGAGGGUUUGGAGCAAAUGCGGUUAUACCUCAGCGCUUGGCUGUAGACGAUGGAUCAUGUGGUGUGUCCAGGAUGGAAGCUUGUUACCAAAAUAUCGGGUCCGCCUAGCUGAGAGCCAAUAACAGCCACACAGGGAUAAGGGAAAGGUUGCUUUAUUCUACAGAAGAAAGGAGAGCUUUGCACCUUGGUAUAAAACUUUGUUUUACACACAUUUUAUAGAUUUUUUUAUAUAUACACAUUUAGACAAAGGCCCUUGCCAUGUUAACACUUGAUUGGUGGUUGCCAGACCCGUGCUUCUGCAAUCUGGUCAGUGAAUACCGGCUUGGGGCUAGUUCCCUCCGUCUCAAGGCAGAGGAGAGAAGAUAGUUCAAAAGUUCAGGAUGCUGUGUACUUGAGGUAUCUGCUUCCCCCUAAUGGCCACUGGCUGCCAUAAAGGCUGCUAGCUGUUAGGGACGGUCACUAGUAACUUUUACAGUCCCCCCUUCAGGCCUGACAAGCUCACAAAUGAACCGCAGGGCUGCUAGGGUCUUUGGGUAGCACUUCUUUUAUCUGUGAGAAAAGAAACCUAACACAUUUCAUUAAUGCCUGGCAGUGGUUCGCGGAUUUGUCUAGCACGCAAGUCCUGGACCUUUCUUGUUUUAUUGAUAUUUUUUAACUUCUGCCCAUUCAGUUUUCCGUAUUACUUGUAAGGAGAGUACUUCAGAGAGAUUUGCAGGUACAGCCCACAACCCUAUUCCUUCCUCAGAGCGGAUUUUUUGACACAGCCAACAAUCAUACAAGUGUUCCAAUGUGACCAUUCGCUGAAGAGGUUUAGUGGCUGGUUGUGGGUUCGCUUGUACAAGGGGCAGACCCAAAAGUAAUAGCCACUGCAGCACCGUCUGAGAACCCAUAGUUAUAAAGUCUUAGGACUUUGUUUGCCAGAACAGAAGCUUUAGUCCCUCAAGAGGUUUAGCUUUCCAGGUAUUGUUUGCUUCUGGCUCUUCCAGGUCGCGGUGGGAAGAGCUGGCGGUGCUCCCUCGAUGUCCGAAGUCGUCUGCUUCUGGCCCCGUCCUAGGGGCUAGCUUCACUCGAGUGUGGUGUAUCCAAGUGUCUCGCUUUUUUACUUGAAUGGCAGUGUGAGAGGUUUGAAGGACUUGGAAAGGGCCCACCCACCGGGGUUGGAGAGGCUCGUGUUUCCACUUUUUUACAUAGACCCAGUCUCCUGGAGCGAUCCGGUGUGCAGGGACAUCAGCAGGUAGGGACUGAAAUUGAGCUGCAUACCUGCUGGAAUGGCAGUCAGGAUUGUGUGAGGGUUAGGCACCACGUUGUGUCUAGUCUUGACGACUUUAUUCACUGCAAGUAAGUCUUGGACAAAUCGGUAUACCGGUUUUUCCUCUGAGUCCAUGUCAGGUUUUCUGACUGGCAGAAUGGGAGUAUUGAAAGGAGAUUUGGUGUGAACCAGCACUCCCAACCGCAGGAAUGUGGUGAAAAGACAAACAGAGCUUCUCGGGGGAUGGGAUUCUGACAAAUUCGAGGAAUGUCAAUGUCUGGCUUCAAGGUUAUACCCACUGGCUCUGUCUGGAGAGUACCCAAGUCUGCCUUUGAAGUGCCCCACAGGGAGAUGUUUACUUCCUGUCUGAGUCGCUCGGGUAGGAUUGGGUCCGCAGGCAGGAUCGAGUCCUCUUAAACUUGGGUCAGAACAGCACACAGCUGGGGAAGUUGGGUUUGAGGCAACCAAAGAAUGAUUUUGUCAUUUGAAAAGAAAAUCUGACCACGUAGUUUACACAACAGGUCUCUGCCUAAGAGGUUAACUGGGGAAUCCGGGGUUAGCAGAAAGGCAUGGUGGGCAGAGACACUAGAGAUUUCUACAGCAGUCUCCUGUAAUACAGAACAAUCAAAUGGCUUUCCGCCUAUACCCAUUACCAGAAUGCUUUUAUCCGUGAGGCUUUCUCUUUUUGGCUUGGCAGUAACAGUAGAAAGGGCAGCCCUGAAUCCAAAAGACAAGAAUAGGCGGUUCCUCCCAAUGUUAGGCGAACCUGGGGGUCUGUGGAGGAACAAACAUAAGUACCCACUCUUUCUCUUCCGUGCGCAAUAGGCAAUCUAAAAGUUGGCCCACGUCUUGCCAAUCAGGAUUAUGAGACUGGAAAAUGGCACGGAAUCGCCUGUGAACGACGUUCGGGUCGUCCCUAAGGCGAGGCGUAGUGGUUUGCCAGUUCAUAAGGUCUGCAGUGGUAAAGGGGACAUGAACAUAAUGGUCUAAAACAUUCACAUCCGUUGUAGGGACUGGGAUGGUCCGGAGGGGUGCUUGGAUAUUAAUUACCUUUUCCCCAUAGAGUGCCCCCUUCCUUGUAUGGGACGGACUAAGGAUGGGAACAGACAGGGAAGUAGUGUACCCACUGCUGGUGGCUCCACUAGCUGAUUCGCUGACCUGCAUUGUGGCAUCCUCAAUCUUUGUUGGCGGGAUCUGUCUCGGUGGGGAACUGCUGCCUCGGGCUUCGUUGAGGAGGGUACCGGAUCCGCCGCAAUUGGUAAUGCUGCCACCGGGGGUGGCCAUGGUCUAGGGCAAUAUAUGGGGGGGGAUAUCCUACCAACAAUCAGCUUCAUGAGGGGCAGAAGCUUUCGGGAAUAGAGGGACCUGAAUCUGUACCUUCUUCAAGCGAUGAUGAGCCUCAUCGUCCCACAAAAACCAAUAGUCCAUUUGCCCCGGCGCUUGGUUUUCCAAUGUCAGGUGCAAGGGGGUUAAAUGGGUAGGAAUAUCAAAGGAGCCAUACUCGGGCCAUGCAGUCCCCAGGGCUGGCCAAUCCUGGGUGCAAAGUUGUAAAAAACGCUUCCUUCACAUCCCCUUUUGAAUACCGGGUAAGGGCCAUUUGUUUAACAUAUAAUUCAAAGGACUAUCCUUAGAGGGUUUUACCAGAGACCCACCCAUCUGCCUGCUGAUACUCUAACAGAGAAUUACACAGAGAACAGAAGGAAUUAUGGCCUAAUAGGAUCCUAUUACAGGAAUUUCUACUAAUACUGAUCGCUACAGGGGACGGGACAGAAGGAUCCCAAUUCGACCUCAGAGCUUCAUCGCACGUGAUGGCUUCCACUCUGAGGAAUUACGAAUGAAAGGCUCAGUUCCAUCCACACACCUAACACCAAAUGUAUAAGACAGAAAUUCAUUAACCGGUUAACCAGAACAGAACCAGAUAGUGUCUCCUUAUCCUAUUAGGGCUCACCUUAUCGGAGCAUGAACCCCAGGGACCACGGUGAAGUAGAGAAAAGGGGCGAAACACCCCGUUGGUGCCGUUCCCAGUUCGCCGCCGCCAUCCAAUGUCCGAGCUAGGAGACUCACAUCUCGGUCGCCAGAAACUGUUACCAAAAUAUCGGGUCCGCCUAUCUGAGAGCCAAUAACAGCCAGACAGGGAUAAGGAAAAGGUUGCUUUAUUCUGCAGAAGAAAGGAGAGCUUUGCACCUUGGUAUAAAAACUUUGUUUUACACACAUUUUAUAGAUUUUUUUAUAUAUACACAUUUAGACAAAGGCCCUUGCCAUGUUAACACUUGAUUGGUGGUUGCCAGACCCGUGCUUCUACUAUCUGGUCAGUGAAAACCAGCUUGGGGCUAGUUCCGUCUGCCUCAAGGCAGAGGAAAGAAGACAGUUCAAAAGUUCGGGAUGCUGUGUACUUGAGGAAUCUAAUUCCCCCAAUGGCCGCUGGCUGCCACAAAGACUGCUAGCUGUUAAGGGGGGUCACUAGUAACUUUCAAAAGCUGAAGGCAUGAAGGUAGACCAAGCGGUGAGUGGGUUUUUGGUACAGGGUGGUGUUAACGUGACAGUCACUUAUUUGAAUCAUGGUGCGUAGGAAAUGGACCUCCCUUGUAGAUUGGUCCAGGCUGAGGUUGAUGGUGGGGUGGAAACUGUUGAAGUCAUGCUCCAAUACUUCUCUUAGUGUUUAAGGUGCCACAGGACUCUUUGUUGCUUUUUAUAGAUCCAGACUGACACAGUUACCCCUCUGAUACUUGUAGUAGUCUGUGUUUGCCUUUAUCUUGUUAGAGGUUACCAAUGGAACCAAACAGUUCCUGUCUAGUGCUGUAUUCUGUUAAUUCAGAUAUCAAAAGGGAAUAAUAACAUUUAGAUGAAACUUGGGUGUAAUAAUGUCAUUGCAUGUCUCUUUAAAGUUUGUGGUAAACUGUCUAUGAACUUCUUUAUGGAUAAUUACAGUAUGUUAAUCCAUGUAGUUAAUUACUGGUGAUGUUUAGGAAAUAGAAGGUUACUUCAAAAGCCUAGUGAACAAUAGUUCUCCCAAGGACAGCCUGCUGAUGAGAGGCUGCAAAAAUCUGAAUAAAAACUCUUGGGACCUGAUCCUUUUCUCUCCGAUCUUGUUAAGCUUUAUUCAGAGGAAGUUUGAGUCAUAAGAUGGAGAUCUCCAGUCCCAUCUGGACUUCCCUGAUAUCGAACAUUUUUACAUGGACUAUAACCUCGUGAAAGGAUUCUGAAAAGGACUCUUUACAAUUAAAAAAAAAAAAAGAAAAGGAGUACUUGGGGCACCUUAGAGACUAAC